Messenger RNA from Cheilinus undulatus (humphead wrasse), 7013 nucleotides. RefSeq names its product lysine methyltransferase 5Aa (gene kmt5aa). Bases 248 to 1243 code for a protein of 331 amino acids. Gene Ontology annotation, molecular function: histone H4K20 methyltransferase activity; protein binding. NCBI's taxonomy places the organism in Eukaryota, Metazoa, Chordata, Actinopteri, Labriformes, Labridae. The record is from RefSeq and is a predicted model, not a curated record. The transcript has 7 exons.
CCACCAUUAUAACAUGGAGAAAAACAUGGCGGACAGGAUCAGUGGAGGCUGCAUCGGCUGAGCUGCUGGCAGUUUAAAAACAACAGCGGGGGCAGAAAGCCACCGUGGAGGGAGGCCACCGUGCAGGCUGGAGACUACUUUACGAUUAGGUAUAGGUUUAAUCGUGACCUGCUGUAAAAGUUCAUUUAUUAUUUUCCUUGAAACGAGAAGACAGAACCGCACGAGGAGCCACGAAAACAAGUCGGACAUGAACGGGGAGAUUGUCCGCAGUAGUCACUCAAUCAGUGUCCUCAGCUGUUCAAAGUCCAUAUCUCCAGUUCACGAUGAAAACACGAUCAAGCUGACACAGGAAGGACGGUGCUCGCCGAUAUGCUGCCAGCAAACUGAUGCUCAGAGGCCAGGAGAGGGCCAGGGAACAAACAUCGUCAACCUCUCACCAAAAGACUCGCCGACAGAUUUCCCAGAGAUGGAGAGUAGCUACAGCCAGUGUUCUCCCUGCUGGUCAGAUGGACAGACGCCUCUGCAGCUUCACCAACCUCAGCCCUGCCUCCGCUCCUCCACGGAUCUCCCCCUGACUCUCAGUAACAGCCUUUCUCCCCCUCCCCUCCACGCCAACAACAGCAGCCCCAUCCACAGCCUCCCCAGAAGAGGGCUCCGCCUCAAGGUUAAAGGAAAGAAAUCCACACUAAGAAUCACUGGGGGGAAAAACUCCCAAAACCGAAAAGUUACUGACUACUAUCCAAUACGACGAAGCUCGAGAAAAAGUAAAACAGAGCUGAAGUGUGAAGAAAAGAAGCUCUUAGACGAACUCAUCACAAAGGGAAUAGAAGAAGGAAUGGAGGUGCAGCAUAUAGAAGGAAAGGGGAGAGGAGUGUUUGCGACACGGUGUUUCCAGAAAGGCGAGUACGUGGUUGAGUAUCACGGAGACCUGCUGCAGAUCACCGACGCCAAGAAGAGGGAGACCGAGUACGCUCAAAACCCUGCAACAGGCUGCUACAUGUACUACUUCCAGUACCUUUGCAAAACUUACUGUGUGGAUGCCACUAAAGAGACUGGUCGAAUGGGCAGGUUGAUAAACCACAGUAAAAAUGGAAAUUGCCAAACCAAACUCCACGACAUCAACGGCGUCCCCCACCUUAUCCUCGUCGCUUCUCGAAACAUCGACGAGGGGGAAGAGCUUCUGUACGACUACGGAGACCGCAGUAAAGCCUCCAUCGCAGCCCACCCAUGGCUCAAAUAUUGAUCCAGGCCUUCUCCUUUAAAACAAAAGAAGAAAAAGGGAAACGUACAGUAACACUCAUGUUUCUCUUCAACUAGUGUACAAAUGCCUUAGAAACAGAAUGUGUACCCUUUUUGUUUUAGUAUUGAGGAAAUAGGAGGGGGGAGGGGUACUUAUGACAUUUUGAUUGAGGUCAAAUAACCUCAGUACUUUUUAUUUAUGAGUCUAUAAAACCUUCUGGUUGUUUUGCAGCACAUUUAUUUUGUACAUUUUGUAUUAGAGCAAUGCUUCUACAGCAUGCAGGUGGUAGUUAACGCUCUGCAUUUUUUAUACUGCUUUUUCUUAAUUAGUAGUUAGCAAUACUUGUAUUUAAGGCCCCAGAAACUUGUGUUUGGGUGCGAGAAAAGUAUGAGAUAGAAAUUACAAAAUCAUUUUAAAAAUCACACUCUGUUCAAGUGGAGUUUAAUUUCAGACAUCAGGACAUCAUUGGUGGGAGUGUAAAAGUGCACCAAACUCAUGGUUAGUUUUGCAUUUUGGGGUCUGAAUAACAAAAACAAUGACUUUGUGUUGAAUAAUUUAACUUCUACUCGUAAAAUAAUGAAUAUGAAACAAAUACUUGAAGGAAUACCAUACAUAGGAAUACACCAGAAAAGAGUUUUAUGAUAUUUUCAUGCUUUCUUUUAGUUUAUUUAAAGAUAUAUUGUAGUUUUAACUAAGUUAAUAAUCAUAUGAAGUAUCAUGUAGUUAAUGGUUGUGUAAUUCAAGUUUUCCUGAAGCGCAUACAGGUUUUUGUUGCUUUUUCUUACGCAUGCUUUGGUACAUAUACAAAUCUGCAAAAAUUGAUCAGAAAGUUGUCUACACUCACAAGUUAUUUUGAUAGCUGUUUUGAGUACUUUCUUUACGUUUACAUUAGAAGCUGAGCUUUAGGAAUCUUUUACCAUCAUUUUUUAUUAUUUUCUGACAUUUAAUUGACCAAAAAAUUAUUUAUUUAAGAAAUAUUGAAGAUAUUCAUUAAGAAAGUAAGGGAUAAUUGACAUUACAUAGAGUUGCGUGUAAGGUAAAUAUCUUCUUUUUUGGGGGACUCAGAGAGGCUUUUAGAGUAGAUUUUCAGACCAAAACAAAUGCUUUAAUCCCUCUCGAGACUUCCCCUUUCACUACUUCUGCAAGCCUGUAACUCUCUGAGAGAGAAAGUAAUAGAAAGGGCUGAAAAAUAUUUAACAAGACAAGUCUAGACAAGUUUAGACAGUCUGGCUGCAGACCGUACAUCUCUGACGGUGAGUCUCACAGAGUGUUCUUGUGAGAUUCUGCCUCUGUCAAAGUCUGGCAGUUACAUUCAGGAAAUAGCCACAUUGCAAACAUUACAGACUAAGCAACAUUUCAUAAAUACAUCUGGAAAAACAAUCAGUCAGAUUUCUAACUGGGAUUAAAUUAUGUAUCAACCCGUUUGAGAAGUAGUUACACAAAUGUUGGCUCCCUUUACCUUGGUAGCUUAAGCUAACCAGUUAACUUUGCUAAGUUAGCUUUAGCAAAGUGAACUUAAGAAAAUUUAGCUAAAGCUAACAAGGCUACGUAGAUAAUGUAACGAUAUAGCUUACGUAGCUUUGUGAGCUUAGCUUUGCUUACAUUAGCUAUGUAGCUACAUUAUCUACAUAGCAAUCAGAGACACAUUUGCUGCAUUAGAAUGUCUUCAUGGAGGACAUCUUUUUCCUGUAAGUAAACUGUUUACUCGGCUUUAUUAAACAUACUUUAAUCAGGAUUUGCAGGUCAGGUUUUUAACUUUAACUCUCAGUAUCCUAGCUGUUACCUUAAAUGGAAGUUUAAUCGGAUUUUAUUUCCACAGUUAUAGUGUUUAUUUCCAUUCUGACAAGAGACGACGUCUCGGAUAAACAGUCUUUGAGAGUGGCCGUCAGAGAUUUACCUCUCAACAUUUUUGAGCUUCGAAGCAAAACACGAACCAGCUGAAGGAAGUGCUGUCUUUUCAGUGUGAACACAGAGCUGAGAACAACAAACUCAGAGGGAGUUUUACUUUUCUCUUUUUCAGGAGGGCUUUUUUACAGUAUAUUUACAAAGGGUAUAUAAUAUUUUUUAAUAAAAAAGCAUUCAGAAUAUCCAAUAGUAUGCCUUUAAAGUCCUGUUAAGGUCAUUUAGAUACAAAUUAUUGCCACUAUAUCACUGCACUUUGUUAAUAUAUUUAUUUAUCUAGCUGUUGUUAACCUACAGACUCUGUGGGAAACCUUCACUUAUAUCCUUACUGGUAAAAAUGGCUAAUACAGUGCUCACUUUACACCAUUUAUGCUUAAAUAAUCAGAGCACUAAACCGAACAAACAAUAGCAUCCUGGUCUUUUCCAUUUUCCAGCCUUGAUAUCUAAACUUAAACGGCAUGUGCUCACUUAUAUAUUCAGUGUAUUCAUAAACACAUGGGAAUCCCAAAACAUAAAACUAUCCUAUUUAAAUGUGCGUUUUGUGUUCGACCACUAAGAAAUCAGGGUGUUGUGGUGCAGACAGGAGCUGGGGUAUCAAACAGAAACGGGUUCGGUGAACUUUUACACUCCUGCUCUUUCUAAGGAUUUUUGCAGGUUUUAUACACAAAUGUUCUUCUUGUUUUCACGGUUGUCACAUUUUCUCAAUCAGAUAUUCUAUGUUAAAGUAUUGAACUGCCAACAGGUCAUUUUUUUCAAACUUUAUUUAUUAAUACUUUUAAAGUCUCCUGGGUGUUUUGCAUGAACUGUAGCCAGAAGGUCAAUUUAACCCUGUGUUUAUUUUAUUCACUUUAAUUUGGGUUUGAUUUGUCCUGAAGAUUCAAAAGACACAUGAUUAUUUUUCUUUAAGGGUAUGGGUGAUCUGAAUUUUCUUCAUUAUUUUUUCUGUAAUGAAUCACAGUAGCGCUCCCAAAUCACACUACUUUGGUGAAAUCACUGCUACACUAAAUUAAAGCAACAAUGGACUAAAACUCAAUCAAUAAAACUCAGUUUUAGAGCAUAAGAUUUACGAUAUUCCAUAUUUUUCUUGCAAACAAAUCUUAUUAGAAUACAACAUGUUCGACUGUUUUCGAUACUGUACGACUGUCUGUGACUCUCAGCAACAAGCUAACCCUAACCCUAUUGAAGGCUUGAAUCCCUAACAACACUUUUGAAUAACUUAAGGAGGUUAACUUAUUUCACUCACUGUAAUUUUAUAACAGUAGAUAUUAUACAAAGAAAGUCAGGUAGCAAAAUUAAAAGUCUUACUAGUACACAUGCAAUGAUUCAACAUUUGUUCUAAUAUUUUUUAGUAGUACAGCACUCUCUUUAUCACUCAGUUCUUUUGUAUUGUCAGUAUUAUCUUAAUUAUAAUCAAUCUUUUUAAAUAAGUUACACAAUUUUGAAGCUGUGCAUUAAAGGAACAGUUCGAUGUUUUGGGAGUUUGUACCCCUUGUUUUACUUUAGCUUAGCUUAAGAUAAAGACUGAAAAUGAGGGGAAACAGCUAGCCUAGCACACCACAAAAGCACCAAAAGAAUCUGGGUACCAACUCAAGAAGAUCCACAGGUGCAUCUAAAAAAAUAAGGAUAUUAUUAAAUUUUUUUUUUUUUCCUGUGACUUAAUCCAAAAAGCAAAACUUCCAUAAAAUCCUGAUGAUUACAGCAAUUUAAAAAAAAAUACUAUCUCAAAUAUUGGAAUAUCAUCAGUCAGUGUUGACCAGCUAGAAAAUUAUGCUCAUUUAUGCACUCAAUAAUUCAUUGGAGCUCCUUUUUCCACAAAUUACUGCAGCGAUAUGAUGACGGCGAUCAGUCACUGGCACUGCUUGGAUGUUAUGAAGACCAGGUUGCUCUGUUAGAAGCUUUCAGCUCAGCUGUAUUGUUGAGUCUGGCGUCUCUCAUCUUCCUCCUUACAUUUUUCCAGAGAUUCUCUACAAGGUUCAGGCCAGACCAGUCAGCUGGAAAAUCAAACAGUCAUACCACGGUCAGUGAACCUGUUUCUGGUAGUUUUGGCUUCACUAUGGGCAGGUGCCGAGUCCUGCUGGAAAAGGAAAUCAGCAUCUCCAUAAAGCUUCUCAGCAGAUGGAAGGGCUCUAAAAUCUUCUGUUAGGCAGCUGAUAUGCUUUGAUUCAGAAUCUAAGAACAGCCUACCCUUUCAGCAGCGACCUUAUGUGGCUUACCUUCCUUGAGGAGGGCGUCAGUGAUUGUCCUCUGGACAUUUGUCAAGUCAACGGUCUUCCCCACGAUUGUGGUUGUGUGAACGGAACCAGAGUGAGAGACUGAAGGCUCAGGAAACCUUUGCAAAUAUUCUAAUAUUUUGAGAUAGUGGGUUUUAGAUUUUCAUGAGCUGUGAGCCAUAAUCAUCAAAAUUAAAACAAAAAUGUUUUGGAAUAUUUCACUUUGUAUAAUAUGAAUCUAGAAUAUGUGGGAGUUUAACUUUCUAAAGUAAAUCAAAGGGAGAAAUGAACCUUUACAUGAUGUUAUUACUUGCUUGGGAUGCACCUGUAUGUCUGUCAUAAAUCCAGUAUGAAGAUUAAUUCCCUCUGUUGCACUCCAAAAUUUCUGUGCAGAAUCGGAGUACUUAUGAAUUAAAAAUGACAGCAGAGGGUUUGAUUCAGGUUGGAUUUCUGUAACAAAAAUGCAAGCCAACUUCUGAGUAGUUUAAAAAAUUUAACAUUUGUGCAGUAACACUGAGACUGAACUCUACAAAUGCACAGAAAUUUAUUAUUUUUUAAAAUCCAGUCUGUUAAUAUUUUCAAAUCCACUUUAGCCGUUAUCAAUAUUGAUUCACAAAUUUAGUUUAGCCUUAAAACUUAUUCAUUUAAACAAAGUUUGAAGUUUAGUGAACAAGAGUACACCUUAAAGUUUCAGAAAUGAGGAUGAACAAAUAAAAAGACUUCAGUUAGCCGUUUCCCUCUUUAACAGUCUUUAUAAUUAUAAAUUCAACUGACAGACUGGAACAUGUGAUUUAUGUGAUAUAAAUUUACCUUCUCAUACUGUUUCAUCAAUCCCUCUUAUUUAGACUUAUUUUAACAUUUGUCAUAUUUAAGUGUUCAGAUAUUAAAGAGCCACCCAGUCUUAAGGUUUCAAAAAUAUUUAGUAUGUUAUUGAAAUCAUUAAAAUUAUUUAUCAGUGUUGAUAAGAAGUGAAAAUAUUCCUGAAAUCCAAAGUGUGUUUUUCUCCACAUUCCCCAGGCUCCUCUUACUGUAGCAUUAAUCCACACAUGUGAAAAGUUCUCAAUAUAAAGGGUUACUGAAGUCUUCAGAACUAAUGCAAUAAUAGCUGAGGGGCAGAACUGACCUGUUGGCCAUUUUAGAAAAAAUUGGUCCUUGCUGUUGUAGCGUUGAAUAAAUCUUAAUGCUGGGGUUUAGUCAUUGAUGAAUAAAGAUGUGAUAUGCAAGAAACACAAGUGAGAAUCUUGUUUGUUCUUGGAUAAAAUAUUUUGGAACACAAUUUCUUUGUUCUUAAAUCACGAUCAUAUGGAUUUUACAUUUUCUGACCAAAGCUAAGAUAAUAUUUCUAGAGCAGUGGUUCUCAGCUGGCUGGCAUAAGGACCAACCACCACCAUCAUGACCCAAAUUCUUCCAGUUGUUCAACCACUUAGAUGUAGUUCAUAAAAAUUGUUACAUUUUGGCAAUUUCUCAAGAAAUUUCCUAUUUAUUGUGGGAAAACCAGCUUUUUCUUCCACAAAAGGAGAUGGAUGUGUUGUAUCUUGAGAAAACUGAAAUGUUCUUGUCAUCACAAGAAAAAACAUAAAUAAUAUUUUCAUUCACUUAGGGCUAGGGCUGGGAAAUUAUAGUUAAAAUAUUUCUCUAACUUGAAAUGUGUCAAAAUACCG